UAAGGUUAGUUUUAAUUCGAACGUCGUGUCGGCUGAACGUGCGGACGGUGGUUGUAGACUUGCAUUUAACCGUGAUAGAUCGAUACUCGUGAACUUGAGUGCAUUUGUGUUGGAAUUGUAACCAAUAAAUUGUAACGCUAUUGAAUUAAUGAGCAUGAUUUUAGAAGAACGGUUAAGUUUUUUUCUAUUGGAUUAAAUAACUGGCAUCUGAUCGCUAUCGGUUCAGAGUAAUAUGGGUGCCCCAGCAUGGGGGUCGCGUGGUGGCGAUCGUCCCCGCCUGCUUCGGAUGACGCCACUGCGACAUAGCUUUGCCGCGCCAGCCACGCCGCCGGCGCAGCAACAACGGACACAUGACUACGCAUCUGAUGCUGAUAGUAACAAAAAAGAAGAAAGCUGGAAUGCCAACUUGUCGCAGAGAUGGAGAAAGUUACGACGUAGGUGUUCCCGACUACGGCCUGGAUCUGGCAAUCGUGAAGCAAGUCCCGUACGAUGUUCUCCAUCACCACCGCGACCUCAACCACAAUGUUCACCUCCACCCCCAUCAAAACUCUCAUUUAGACAUCGUGGUAAAGUUUACACAACCGCUUCUUUACGUGUCACCAGCGGAGCACCGGACUUGCUCAGAGCGCUCGGGAAAUUAGGAGGAGGAUUAAGAAGACGUGCUCUUUCCGCCCAUGACGUGCUUACACCACCUCAACCGCAACAACCAGCAACUUUUUAUGUUCCUAGUCCAAGUACAACUCGGUCUCCCUCGUCACCAAUGUCUCACAGAGAGGCUACAGUUCGCAGACGAUGUAGCUCCCCUAAUGUGUAUAGACCUAAAGAUGUACCUAGAGAUCGAGCACCACUUAUAUCUCAAGAAGAUGAAAGUCGAGACGUUGUUGAUUAUAACUACACGCCUGAAAGAAGGAAACCGCACAAAGAGAUAAGAAGUCGACCAUAUAGCGAAAACGUAGAAAUAGAUCCUAAAUUCAAAAAUGGCUAUAAUCGUCUCACCCCAGAACCUACUGAGAGACUAUGGGAAGAGCCUUAUCGACUACCCCGUGUACAGGUUCGUCAAGAACCUAUUCAACAAUUAAGAAAUUGUGUAGCUGAGUUAAGAGUUAGCACUACUCCACGAGCUCCACGCCCUCCUCCGGCUCCUACAUCCCCGCAGAAAAUAAUUAAACGACCGCCAGCUCCUGAACCCCGAGAUUCAAAUACCUUUGAGGUGCGUUUCACCAAAUCAGCUGGAGGUAAAGGACUCGGGUUCAGCAUCGUAGGCGGACGUGAUUCACCUCGUGGGGACAUGGGCAUAUUUGUAAAAACUAUAUUUAAUAACGGCCAAGCCGCUGAGUCUGGACUACUUCGAGAAGGGGACGAGGUUCUUUCAGUUAACGGUCGUGUUACGGCUGGUUUAACUCACAGCGAAGCUAUAAGGCUGUUUAAGGACGUGCGUGCGGGACCGGUGUUGCUAAAAGUAACAAGACGUGCUCCAACUCGCUGACUGCCGUGCGCCUGCUGCGGAGAUCCGCUUCAGGCGCCAAACCUCACCAAUUACUCAACAUUGUAAUUGUUUUUAAUGUAUUAAAACUGACAUCGAUACUAAGUAGCGUAGUGUUUGUAUUCAUUACUAUCAAUGAAAAAUGCAAUAGCGGUGUCAUGCUGUGCUUUGUACAGAUAUUUUUCGUUUUAUACUAUUAUUUUGUAAAUAAUAGUGAACUUAUUAACCGUUUCUACGCUAUGAGGUUUUCGAUUAUAUGUAUAUGUGUAUACUCGUAUUUUUAUAAUGUAUUUUGUCUUGUAUUCUUUGACCAUUCAGCUAAAUUUGUUUCCAAAUUGCUUCAUACUAAUUUGGUUAAGAUCGUCUAUUACUAUCGUUGUACUAACUUAUAAAAUAUAUAGUUUAAGAUUAAAUUCUUUCAUAAUUUCCUAAUUUCUUAUAUUUAAUUACGUACAAUAUUUUUUUAAGUAGUUUUGAUAUGGGUACUUAAAAAUCAAGAAAGGUUUUAAAUAUGUACAUUAUCUGAAAAUCAUCUGGAACAACACAAAAAAAUAUAACUGUGAUACUAUAAUUCGGAUUGGGACAUUAGAAAGUGUAAGUUAGUUAUCUAUUUAUUUUUUAUAUAAAAAAAAUUAGGUAAUAGAAACACGCAUAAAAUAUAUUGUACCUCUUUAAUUGGAUUUUGUAUGUGGGUAUGACGCCAAAUAGAUAUAUAGUUAUAUGUAUAUAUAAGUGUUAAUUGUAAUUAUUACUAAAAUGCAUUUAAAUUAUUUAAGGUUGAUAUGAGAAAUUAUUAAAAAUUUAAUUCUAUUGUGAGUGAUACGAUUGAAUAGAAUAUAAAUGUAUCGAUCUAACGUAAGUUUAUGAUAUUAACAUUUCAUUGCUUGAAUUAAAUAAAAUUCUUAAAAAAAUAAAAUCAACUACAACGAAACAUCCCCUUAAGAAAGACUCCGGCCACUUAAAUUAUAUCUUAAAUAGCUUAUUAUGAACAUUUGUAAUUACUCAAAAUUACCGCUAUCUGUUUUGUAAUAGUUUAAAAUUACAAUUGUUCAAUGCUAAAAUAGCUACAAAUUUAAUUAUUCUCAUAAAAAUGUACUAGCAACAGAAAUUUUUUUUGCAUUUUGUAAUAAAAGGUUAUAUGAAGUAUA
Molecule: messenger RNA, 2631 nt
Organism: Danaus plexippus (monarch butterfly)
Lineage: Eukaryota; Metazoa; Arthropoda; Insecta; Lepidoptera; Nymphalidae
Product: serine/arginine repetitive matrix protein 1-like
Exons: 5
Coding region: 233-1486 (417 amino acids)
Molecular function (GO): protein binding
Source: RefSeq, a predicted model, not a curated record